Molecule: messenger RNA, 511 nt
Organism: Dermacentor albipictus
Lineage: Eukaryota; Metazoa; Arthropoda; Arachnida; Ixodida; Ixodidae
Source: RefSeq, a predicted model, not a curated record
UACAGCCCGCGGCACAAAUAAGAGAAAGUAAUGCAGUGCUACGCUCCUAUGGGGGAGGAAUCAUGAAGCACUUCGGGGUAGCCAGAUUGAAGGUCACAGUUGGCAAGACGGCGACUGAAGUCGACUUCUUCCUUGUAAAGAAGGGGCGCGCGAUUAUUGGUCUCGAAGCAAGCGAGCGCCUGGGGCUCUUCGUCAGGUCGGUUGAUGCAAUGACGACAAAGGGAACUACAGAGUUCAUGCAGGAAUACAACGACGUCUUCACCGGCACCGGAUGCCUUCAGCGGCUGCACAAAAUGGUGUUGCGACAAGACGCCGUACCGACGGUCCAGAUGGCUAGACGAGUACCCCUGGCGCUGCUGAAACCACUGCGGGCUGAACUCGACCGGAUGCUCAAGGCAGGCAUCAUUGCCAAGGUGGAAGAGCCAACAGACUGGGAAAGCAGUUCGUGCUGCCAGACCUGCUGUCGCGUGCCUCUGUAGGAAAACCGCAAAAGGAUGAAGCAGAAGAAGAC